AUGCUAGCACUACAAUUGACACCGUGGUUGCUCGUAGCUGCACUGGCAUCCCCCGUCCACCUCAGACGGCAGAGUAUCAAUGAGAAUUCCGACAACACAUUGAGGACAGUUGACGCGGUGUGGGAUGGUCAAUGCUUUUAUCCCGAGCCUGACGAUGAUUUCGAUUUGGAAGACUAUCUAGGACGAUGGUAUCAAGUUGCGGGUACAGUCGCCCCAUUUACUGCUGGUUGCACUUGCAUCUUUGCCGAAUAUAGUUUGAAUGUGAGCGCCUGCCUAUCCGGUUCAGAAGAACGGAACCGCGAAUUGACAAUUUCACAGAACAACGGCACCGUCAAUGUUUUCAAUGGAUGUCAACUUGGUGACCAGAGUAUCGAAAUAAGUGGAACCGCAUCAGAAGCCGACGAGGUCUAUGGUGACGAGGGUGUUUUUCGCGUCCAGUUCCCCGGUCAACCUCCGCCGGACUGCCCUGGUCCUAAUUACAUUGUGCAAGGUAUGUCGAAAUUUAGAGUGAUUGACGCUCAUCCUGUCGCGCAUAAUGUGGAAGAUCAUAAACUAAGACAUGAGAUAGACUACGACGACGACUGGGCAAUCGUACAGUCUUCAAACUUCACAACCUUAUUCGUCCUAAGCCGGGAACAGAACCCUGCUAACAACGACAUAGACGUUUGUUUCAUCCUGCCCUCUUAUCAGUGA
Molecule: messenger RNA, 693 nt
Organism: Exophiala bonariae
Lineage: Eukaryota; Fungi; Ascomycota; Eurotiomycetes; Chaetothyriales; Herpotrichiellaceae
Exons: 2
Coding region: 1-693 (230 amino acids)
Biological process (GO): response to reactive oxygen species; lipid metabolic process
Cellular component (GO): cytoplasm
Source: RefSeq, a predicted model, not a curated record